CAUCCUCAUUUGAUUGUAAUUAAAUGUAUAUGUCAUUCUUUAGCUUUAUGCUCUUCAUAUGCAUGUCUGCAACUACCUUCAGCAGUUGAGACAUUGGCAAGGAAUAUUUUUAAUUACAUUUCCAACAGUCCUAAAAGAUCCAACCUAUAUAAAGAAAUCCAAAAACUGUUGGACAUUCGUCCAAAAAAAAUGUUGCAUCCAGGUCAAACAAGGUGGUUGUCUUUAGAAUCAGUUGUUGUCCGGAUUUUGGAACUUUAUGAACCCUUAAAAAUUUACUUUUCAUUUGCGGCCAAUGUCGACAAAAUUGAUACUGCUAAUAUUAUAUUUGAAAACUUAAAUGAUACUAAUGAAAUUUACGUGUCAUUUUUAAAAUAUAUUCUAGCAAUUAUUAAUAAUAUAAACAAAAUGUUUCAAUUUUUUCCUAUAAUAACUAAAUUUGUUCGGAAGAUAAUGGUAUUACCCCAUUCAUCAGCAAAUGUUGAGCGUGUUUUCAGUCAAGUAAACCUUAAUAAAACGAAAAGUCGAAAUUCCCUCAAUAAGGAUUCAAUGGAGGUGACACAGUACAAUUUAAAGAAGUUUUUAAAAAACCGAGACACUACAAACGCCACCACGCAUUGA
This is a messenger RNA of Musca vetustissima, 618 nucleotides long. RefSeq lists its product as uncharacterized. The annotation marks the transcript as partial. The transcript is spliced from 3 exons. Gene Ontology annotation, molecular function: protein dimerization activity. NCBI's taxonomy places the organism in Eukaryota, Metazoa, Arthropoda, Insecta, Diptera, Muscidae. The record is from RefSeq and is a predicted model, not a curated record.